CGGCAAUCAUUUACAACAAUUCGAUUAACGAUUCAAUCAAACAAAAUGGUGCGCAUGCUACGGAUACCUGAAGCCUGGAGAGGAGGGUUUCACAGGAGGGCAGAUCACCAAAACUCUCCUCAAGCCUGCAUCGCGCGCCCCCCGUGGAGCCACGAAAUCAGCCGCAUCUGCGGUGGUCCCAUAUCAGGUCAUUUCGGCCAACCAAUGGCCGCAUUGGCGGUACCCCGGGGCAGCCAAUCCAUUUCGGGUGAGGUUGACGAGACAGAGAGAGAGAGCGAACGUGACCUUGGGGGAACUCCCAUGACCUUGGGGGAACUCCCGUGACCUGAAGCAGAUUUCCGCAUCGCAUCUACGAAACGAUUGAAGCCGAUCGCGUACGGAGUACACCUAAGCUAAAGUUGACCCGGAGGCUUGGAAGUGAGGCAGGGGAGACGAGAGACAUUACGGAUACAACCAGCCAGUCCACAUCAGGCCACUUAUCUAGAGAGACCUCCCAAACCUCUGGGGGGAAAAGCAAUGAGGAAUUGAAAACGGGAAUGGGGGACAAGCUUUUUCGUGUGGCAUUUUUACUUCCCCCUCCUCGCCUUGCCGGCUUUCUGGGGGGCAGAUGGGCGGGUGCCACUUCAGGUCACAGGUGAGAGCAGGAAUCUGAGACAUAUGCAGCGUCCCUUUUUUUUCUUGUCCUCACUUGCGCUGGGCCACUGGCGGCCUGGCACUUCUUCCUCUCACUGUGAAUAAAGCCAGUUUUAUCCAUGCCUCUGGACGGUAGGACCGUUCGGCGCCGACUCGAAUCCUGGAGAGCUGCCGUGUCGCCGUGCCUGGCUUGGGGGGUUGGAUCGAUUCAUCAAUGGGUAUGCCGAUGGGGUUACCGCACCCGCUGUUCGAGGCCGAAAAGAGCUGCAAUUUCAUUUCCCGAGGAUUACAUCGGGCCUGUCAACUCAUCUUUUUUUUUCUCUUCGGC
Molecule: messenger RNA, 961 nt
Organism: Colletotrichum phormii
Lineage: Eukaryota; Fungi; Ascomycota; Sordariomycetes; Glomerellales; Glomerellaceae
Exons: 1
Coding region: 46-324 (92 amino acids)
Source: RefSeq, a predicted model, not a curated record